CGCCCCCGCUGACAUCCGGAGCUGCAGCGCGCAGUGCCUCCAGCGCUCGAGCCAGGGCCGGGGGCUGUGGGGGGCUUUUUUGGGAGGGAAGGUUGCGCGCGCGCGUGCCUGCACGGCCGGCCAUGGGCACGCGCCUCGGCCGCUCGGGAUACGGGAUACAGUAACGGACGGAGGAGGAGCGGAGGACGGCAGACGGCGCAAGAGCGAGGGAGGAGCGCGCGCCGGUGAAGAUGCGCGCGGACCACGGCUUCAUUUUGCUGCUCCUGAACGGGACGGCGUGCUUGCUGGCUCUGGGACAGGAAGAUCUGCACUCCUCCUCUUCCUCUUCUCUGAGUACAAAGACCUCAUCCCCGGCGGAUUCCUCUAAGACUCUGGGUGUGCUCGGCAGUCAGGGCUCCGUCUCGCCCCUCGGCCGCUGGGUACUGCACAGCCGGGGACGGGCAGCCAACGCUUCGGCGCUGGAGCUGCCGUACCGCUCACCUGUGCCCUUUUCCAAGCAGGAGUUCUGGGAAAUGCUGGGGAGCGACUUGCUCAAGCAAGACUCCACCGUCGACAACGAUCCCUCUGGGAACUCGAGGGUCAAGAGGCGGCCCAUCGUCAAGACGGGAAAGUUCAAGAAGAUGUUCGGCUGGGGCGACUUCUACUCCAACAUCAAGACGGUGCGCCUCAACCUGCUCAUCACGGGCAAGAUCGUGGACCACGGCAAUGGGACAUUUAGCGUCUACUUCCGCCACAACUCCACCGGGCAGGGCAACAUCUCCGUCAGCCUGGUGCCCCCAGUCAAGGCGGUGGAGUUCGACCUGGAGCGCCAGAGUGUGGUCUACCCCAAGGACUCUAAGAUAUUCAACUGCCGGGUGGACUAUGAAAAGGUGGACCGCAGCAAGCGCACCUCACUGUGCAACUACGAUCCAUCCAAGACCUGCUUCCAGGAGCAGACGCAGAGCCACGUCUCCUGGAUCUGCUCCAAGCCCUUCAAGGUCAUCUGCAUCUACAUCUCCUUCUACAGCACGGACUACAGGCUUGUGCAGAAAGUCUGCCCAGACUACAACUACCACAACGAGAUGCCCUACCUUCCCUCUGGAUAGAGGUGGAAUGGAGGGAGGGUGGAAUGGACAGAAAGACGGGAAUAGGAUCUGAGAAGAAGUGAGGAGAAGGCUGAACAACCAGGGAUGAGGGAUGGCACGAUAUAUGGAGGGAGAAAGAAAGGAAAACAGCUGGCGUUUUGGAUGUUGUAAGUGGUGUUUGUUCGCUUACAAAAUCAGAUGUGGACACAAAUUCUAUAAAGGGUAACAAAAGUUCUCCUCAGAGUGUAAAAGACUGUAGAAUUCCCUGCCCAACACUGCGGAGAAUCUUACACGAGAAACCUCUCUGGAACAGGAAUCCCUUCCCAAACUGAGCAUUUUUUUCCCAUGGAUUGUGUUUGAUCAUCUGUAAUAUUACCAAGGUGAAUGUAAGGCAUUUUUGCUCUUGUGAUAAAUGUCUUGAAGAACCUCUCUGAGAAACCUGACAAAUGUGACCUGCAAAAAUCUAUAUAUGCAAACCAAGCUUGUCUAGCACAGGUACACGGUCGAGAGCACAUACUAACGCGAGGUCACGGUUACUGGCAACUCCCACCAGAGUGAUUUUAAUGGGCACACACUUGAGGUAAAAAAAAAGAGAAAGUGAUUAACAAGUGGAGGAACGACCAUGUUGAUUUCCAUACCAAUGUUACCCCUAACACUUCACCCUACCCACUAGCUUUAGACCCACAAAAAAGAGGGGUAGUGCUAAGUGGUAGAGGCAAGAGAUAAAAAAAAUGGAAUUGGGCCUUGAACCAUUUAUCAAGGCAGGGAAGAAAAGGUACAUUUUGAAAAAGUAGGAAAGAGACAGCGAAAGAAAGAAGCCAAAAGUAAGUAGGGACUUCUGUGAGCUCUUUAAUUAAAAUAAAGCAGUGAGACAUUGAGCGAGAUGUUGAGCAUGAAUCGAACUGCUUAGUCUAUUGUUCUGGCCGAUGCAAGAACGAGGGAAGAAAAAGAUGACGGUAAAGAUUUUUGUUGCGAUUUCGCAGAAUGAUAAGUUUCAACCGUUGAGCGCGAGUUUGCUCCGUCCUUCUGCGAGGCAGCCUUUUUCUCCCCCGCUUGAGUCGAGCCCCGUUAUCUCUGAUUAAAAAGAGAAAUAUUAUUACGAUUAUUAUGCAUAAUUUAAUUACACUUAAUUAAAGAGCCGGCUAAAUGAAUUUGCUAGUGGUGGAUUCUGGGAUGCAUUUGGUCUAGGAGAUGUUUCUGAAGCCAAAUUACCGCAUUAGAUAAACAGCAGUCAAGUUGACCUUCUGUAACGACGUGAUUUAAUGAUGAUUACUCUUAACGAAAAAGUCGUAAAGUCAUUAAAAGCAUUAAAUACAUACAUAAGUACACGGAAGAAAUCCCUUUUUUUAAUUUUAAGAGCAAGGCCGUGUCAACCAGGCUGGUUAACGUGUGGACAGUAGAUGAGAACUUGGGCAAGGACAGAAAUAUAAGCGUCAAAAACGAAGGAUGGAAGGAAGGAAGGAACAAAGAAAAAUGUAGGGUAGGAUAAUGUGAAGAAGUGGGAGGACUGUAAAGGUGUGCUCUGACACGAGGAUACAGUACGUUCUGGGGAAGAAAAGGGAAGGAACGAGGGCUGACUGAGGAAAGAUUGAGGGUUGGAGAAGCUUCCAGACGAAGAAGCAAAAGAAAAAGAAGAAGAAGCAGCCGCUAGUUAAACAGAGGCGGAUGAGGUAUAGGCAUAAAAGCAAGGCUAAGAACAGGAGAAAUUACACAACGAUGGGGACGUCAGCGAGGAGAUGAAAAAGAGAACGAGAGAAAAGCGGCAAGAGAAAGAGGGUGAAGAAUAAAAGAAAAGGAAAAGGAGAAAGAGAGGGAAAAAAACCUUAAAAAACAAACUUGCGAUGCUAAAUGCGGUAACAUAAAAGCACAAUGUGGAACAUCUAAGCGUUUCCCUGUUUGAUUCACUGCAGGAGAGCGAGCGAGCAAAAGAGAGAGAGAGAGAAAGAGCAAGAAAGAGAAAAGAGAGAGAGAGGCAAAGGCAAAGAAAGAAAAGGAAAAAAAGAGCGAGAGAGAGAGAGGGAGGUUUUAUGGAGCUCAUAACUAAAAACAUCCCUAGCCUGAAGUUAAAGCCGGCGUGGUGAAUCCGUCCCCACAGGCCCUCACAUUAGCGCUGUUAUAAAGGCAGGUACAUCCUGAAUGAUGACUGUUUAUGCUCAGUCAUAAAGCCCCCUACUCUCUCCAUUUCUCUUCCUCUAAUCUUCACGUCGUCUUUGGUUUUUUUUUUUUUUUCUCGCUUUACGUAGGCUCUAUAGAAGCUCUUGUGAUACCAAAUCCUCAGGUUGAGUGGGCUGCACUAGAAAGAACAGAACUCGUUUUUCGGCAGUGAACUAUAUGUAAAUUAAUAAGACAAAAAAAUAA
Molecule: messenger RNA, 3422 nt
Organism: Astyanax mexicanus (Mexican tetra)
Lineage: Eukaryota; Metazoa; Chordata; Actinopteri; Characiformes; Acestrorhamphidae
Product: neurexophilin-1
Exons: 2
Coding region: 231-1085 (284 amino acids)
Molecular function (GO): signaling receptor binding
Source: RefSeq, a predicted model, not a curated record